This is a messenger RNA of Rhizophagus irregularis DAOM 181602=DAOM 197198, 1074 nucleotides long. RefSeq lists its product as uncharacterized. Lineage: Eukaryota; Fungi; Glomeromycota; Glomeromycetes; Glomerales; Glomeraceae. The record is from RefSeq and is a predicted model, not a curated record.
AGAAUUUUUUUUGAUUAUUAUUUUCUAUUUCCUGUCGUUGCUUUAGCUAUUAAAAGUUCUUAUAUCAUCUGACUUUUAUCACAAAAAAAAAAAAAGAAAAAUAAAACAAAUAAUAUAUAAAGCACAUUCAUUUUUUUUUAUCCUUUUGUUUCUUUUAAAAUUAUUAAAAUCCAUAACUUUAUUCUUUGAAAGAAAAAAGAAAAUAAGAUAAAAAUGACGUCCCAAUGUUGUUUCUGCGUCCCAUUAAAAGCUGGUGUCGUAAUUGUAUCAUUGAUAUGGCUUAUUUAUGGAAUUUAUAUGGUUAUAAGCAACGCUAUAAAUCUAAACGACCCAGAAAAAUAUGAUCCGGACUUGAGAAAUGUGAAUGCAUUCCAAAUGUAUUCUAUUACGAUAAUUGUUCUUUAUGGAUUAAUGACAAUUGGAGCAAUAUUUGGAUUGUUCACUAUUACCCUCGCAAAUACGUCCAAUAUGUUGUUCAUUUAUACUAAAAUAGCCUACGUUAUUUUAGCGAUCGAAAUAAUAAGUAGCGUAAUGGGGUUUAUUGUUAUUAUUUUAUUUUCAUCCCCAAUUUUAUUAACGUAUCUCGUUAUUCUUGCCGUUUUUUCGAUCACUAUAUCGGUGCAUUUUGUGAUGGUAAUUUCAGCUUAUGCACAUAGGAGGGAGAGGAAGGAGACUGCUACGAAUGAUAAUAAGUUAGAUGUUUUAUAAUUUAAAAUAUGAAAUAUCAAAUAUGAAAGAUAUAUUAUAUUAUUAUAUAGAUUGUUUAUACUUAAAAUUUAAAAUUUUCAUCAACACUUUGCAUGACGGCAUUUCUAUGAAAAAGUAACGCUAAGUAAACCUCCUUGAAGUGAUAUUUUCUCAUCAGAUACUUUUUGGAGGAUAAUUUUUAAUACAUUUAUUUAUGGUUGAAUAAAAAAAAAACUCCCUUAUGCAUUAAUAAUUAACAUACUCAUACUGUAUUAGCUAACAUAUUAGUCAAUCUAGUAUUCAAUUUUUUUUAAUGACAAUUUUUACAGUUCUAAUUAGUAUUACAUUAAGUACUACUAAAGGACACAGUAAUGAACUUAAAUUUAC